AGCGGAGAAGGAGGAAAAAUGUCGCUGGCGUCGAUACGGACCGUUCUAGGAUCAGUGGCCUUUUAGGAAAACUCUGACGGCAGGUUUGAAUGAAUCCUCUGCUGUGAUGUUUCCAUGAAGGAUAACACGCUUCCUGAUACUGCACAGAAAGUGGGAACGCUCUAACAGUUUUCAAAGUGGGAGGUUUAUCUGGACUGUAGGGGAGAGUCAGUUUAUGUUUCCUUGUUGUCUAGUCAGCUUCAGCCAUAACAAUUUAAGAACAGAGGAGGAUACUGUAACACUACAUGGGCCUCUAAGGUGACCUGAUCUGAUCAUUAAGCCUCUGGAGCCUCCUCCCUCAGCUAGAAAGGUCACAUUUCAGCAAAGACAUGGACCCAAAUACUCGGGUGGUGGGCCUGGACGCCCAGGGGAACAUGGUUUUCACCGUGGUCAAACCCGUAAUGGGCAUCUUCCAGGUGGCUUCAGAACAAACUGGCAAUGUGGCACAUGGCAGCAUGGGGCUCCAGGGUUUAUCUGAAAACACAUUAAUUCUCCCUCAAAUACAAGGCCAGCUUGACCAGAACCAGAUGGAAAUGCACCAUUUACAGCCUCAUAUCCAAGAUGCCCCAGAUGCAGGUUUCUGCCCCCGAGCAGACAGAGGUUGUGCCCCAGAAUCAGGACCCGCCUCCCAAACUCAAGCACAAAUCCAGAUCUGCAACCCACAUGCCUUUUGCUGAGGUGUCGUCACUUCUGGAUCCCAACAUGAAAGGAUCUAAGGCUCGGAAAUAUCUAAUCUCGUAUGAUGAAAUCAAGCGGACGCUGCAGGCCCCGGAGAAGAUGUCGCUGCGCUCCCUGGCAGCGUACACUCGGGUCAGCAGAGGCCCGGCCAGCAAGAAAACUCUGCUGGAGUCACUGAAUGUUCUCGGCCUCACACCAAGCACAACUACCUCUGUUUCUUCCUCUUUCUCCAAACUCACUGAAGGCGACACCCGAGCAUUGUGUGACGAUAUGAAGGACUUUGCCCAUGACUACAUCGACUACAGCAACAUGGCUAAACAACUCAUCCCUGAGACCAACACAGUUCAACACUGGUCCAAAAUAAUUGAAACUAAGAACCACCUGGAGGACAUGAGGAAGUGCUUCAUGGACCCGGUGAACAGCGGUGCGUUUGAUAACGUCACUCACGGCCUGGGGUCUGGUAUGUUGGACGCAGCCCUGGACAUGGUCAUUAUGGUUAUCGAGCAGAAGAUCCGGAUCCUGUCCGGCGCAGCGGCAUCAGACCCGGCUGACUCCGCUCCGCCAAUGCGCCGUAUCCGCAGGCGCCACCGAAAAUCCCCGCUCGAAUGACAUUGAGUCCCCUCACAAGGCGUCUGCUGGGGUCAACGAGAAAGGGAAGGUCAUUUCGAAGGGCAAGGCUCGAGGCAAGCCAGGAAGAAGAUAAGUCAGGAGAGUGCAGCUGUUGUUCUGAUGGAAACCCAAACAGAGCAGUGCCAGCCGGAUGAUGCGCAGGGUAAUGUCCUCACUCUGGUGUCUGUUGGAUAUGAGACUGUCUCCAGUGGGCUCAAUACAACAGGGAUAGUUGGACACAAUGUCACAUGACCAGUCCAAAGAACCAAUUAUAGUCCCAUUCAAAGGGAUGAAACACAGGCUCUGCACACUCUGUGAAAAGAGAUCACAGCUAUGGCGGGCUCAGCAUCAACGUAUUAUGUUACAUCUUGAAAAAGACUAAAGGAAUAGUUGGAUGUUUUUGGAAAUGCUCUAGCUUUCCUGCAGAGCGUUAGAUAAGAAGAUUUCUACCACUUUCUUGUCAGUCCGUAUUAUUAUUAUAUAAUAUGUAGCUGGGAACAGCAUGUGGUUAUUUUUACAUAAAGGCUGGAAACAGGUCAAAACAGUUAGUGUCUGACCAAAAAUAACAAAAUCCACCUGCCAGCAACUGGAAGUCCACCCAAUUAACACCUGACAUCUAAUUAGUUAGAACCACACAAUAACAUCUGAAGUGUAAGUAGUGGUUUUUACGGUUUGGUAUUGUGUUUUCUACACUUUUUUUUUGUACAGAAUAAGUCAUGUUCAGUGAGCCUUAGAAGUUCAGAUUUAAUUUAAUUUGGACAAAGCUAGGCUAUCUGUUUCCACUCUUCAUGCUCAGCUAAGAUAACGAGCUGCUACUAUGUAUUGAAUUUACAUAAAUGAAUGUGGUUUCGAUCUUCUGGUCUAACUCUUGGUCAGGGCCAGACUGGGAUAAUAAUUCAAGCAAGGACCUUGUACUUGAAAUGUAUUUUUCUGGGUACUGUUUAUGCCAGUCAAAUAUCUUUUUGUUUUUAUUUUGCUACUAAAGAAAAAUCUGCCAAAAAAACCCAACAAGGAUAAAAACGUCUUCAGUUUAAAAUAUUCAACUGCACUUCAAUAAUCAAUGCAUCAGGAAUAAUUAGUUGAUUUUUGAGCAUUCUUGGAGUGUUUAUUUGACACCAGGCAUUUCCCUAGAGCUCUGAUUGGACCUUCGUUGACGUCAUGAAACUCUGGUAGAUCUGUGUUAACGGAGGCCCUACAUAGCAUUGAUGUGUGGAAGCCAUGUAUGAAUUCAAACAGAAUCAACUUGGGAGUGGAGUUAGGAUAUUAUAGUGUGCUAUACCAUCCCUGGUAGCAUGUGUUUUUUAAUACUCUCUUACUAUUACAUUGAACACUAAUCCUGUCCCUUGCUUAUGAGCAAUUGUGCAGUAUUAAGCGGUAUUUCUCUUUCAUAUUUUAUUUUCAUUUAGAAAUGCUAAAUGAAAUGGGUAAAUCAAUAGCACAUUUCCCUAAAUGCCGAACCAUCCCUUUAAGUGAAUCCUCUGUUUCUUUAGUAGCAGGUUUCAUAUAUGUGUAGUCUAACUGAAUGCAGUUGCAUAUCAUUUUGUUAACUAUGUUUUCAGUGAGAAAAAAAUACAGAUGUUUGUAGACAUGUUGAACACUGAGGACCCUGCCUGUGCUCAGGUGUGCCGCUCAUGAUUUAGAACAGAUAGUAUCAGAGGUCUGGAUUGUAUUUUCUGAUGGUGGUACAAUGUCUCCUGUGUCCCUGUUGUAUUUAUUGGUUACAUUUCCAAUUGAAAAUAUUUUUGUUCUGUACUAGAUUGUUGAUAAAACCUUUGUUUUGACUGGAAUCUCAGGAUUUGAGUAAAAUAUAAAGAUUGGAUUUUUAUAACAAA
Messenger RNA from Trematomus bernacchii (emerald rockcod), 3158 nucleotides. RefSeq lists its product as uncharacterized. The record is from RefSeq and is a predicted model, not a curated record. NCBI's taxonomy places the organism in Eukaryota, Metazoa, Chordata, Actinopteri, Perciformes, Nototheniidae.